Lepisosteus oculatus (spotted gar) is the source of this 2797-nucleotide messenger RNA. Its product is annotated as arrestin domain-containing protein 3-like. The record is from RefSeq and is a predicted model, not a curated record. Gene Ontology annotation, biological process: protein transport. Gene Ontology annotation, cellular component: cytoplasm. Lineage: Eukaryota; Metazoa; Chordata; Actinopteri; Semionotiformes; Lepisosteidae.
CCCAUGUUUCCCCGUGUGCGUUUGAGGUUUCGAAGGGGGGUCCGGUUUCCUUUCACUUUCCAAAGACACAUUGGCGAGCGUAGGCUGGUGUAUAUACUGUAGGUUGUACUGUACAUACGUGAGCGUUCAUGUACAGUAUGUGUGCCCUGUGACAGGUUGCAGCCCUUUCUAAAGUGUUGUGUCGCAACUGCCUACCCUGACCCGGAAUAUUUCCUAAUAUUGAGUGCGUGGUAUCCGUGUUUUACAAGAAGGAUGCAACUGAGAGUUGUGUGAAAUGAAGAAGGGACAUCCCAAGAAGGGAUCGUUUUGGGUUUUUUAAAUUGAUACAAUUAAAUAAGUUUAAUAAUGGCGCAAGGAAAGGUGACCAGUCUCACCAUCAGCUGCGACUAUCUAAACGAAAGCAACACCUUCUCGAGUGGAGACUUCAUCUCUGGGCGUGUGAUUAUCGACGUUACAGGAAACGUGAAUGUACAGCUUCUCACGAUUAGUGCGAAAGGACGCGCGGAUGUAUGGUGGUCGGAAACAAAUGGUGAAAAUGACGAUACCUACUCUGCGAAUGAAAAAUACUUCAAAAUUAAAAACGUUUUAAUACAGUCUUCAUCGGGUCGGAACGUCGUCCUGUCAGGAACCCAGGUGUACCCUUUUACUUUUCAGAUUCCACAUGAAGAGUUGCCAUCUUCCAUUAAGGGACGUCAUGGCAGUGUGAGAUACUGGCUGGAAGCAAAAUUACACCGACCAUGGCAUCUGUCCAAAACUGUCAAGAUGGACCUUGCUGUUGUCAAACAUAUUGACGUCAAUAGCCUUGAGCUGUUGGCACCACAGUUACUUACAGCCGACAAGACUCUGUGUUGCUGGUUCUGCUCCUCAGGCCCCGUCUCCUUAAGUGCCAGAAUUGAAAGGAAGGGUUACACCCCCGGAGAUUCAGUUAGCAUCUUUGCGGAAAUUGAAAACCACUCGUCGCGGGAGGUGAAGCCAAAGGCAGCCCUUCAGCAAAUACAGACCUUCUAUGCUACUAUGAAAACACAGACAGUCACCACCGAAAUUGCUUGUGCGAAAGGAAAGCCUAUCAGUGCUGGUGAAAGAGAAACGUGGUGUGGGCGACUGCUGGACAUCCCUCUCGACACAACGAUGUCAGUUCUGAACUGCAAGAUAAUGAAAGUGGAGUACUCAGUACUGGUGAUUGUGGAUAUUCCCUGUGCUACUGCCCUUAAAGUGGUUUUUCCAGUGAUCAUCGGUACCAUUCCCUUGCAGUGCCCAGUUAAUUAGUCACUAAUUAUGUGCCUGCUGUGCUGCUCGCCUUUUCAGAAGCUGAUCAGACUGUUAAAGAAAUGAAAAUCAUGUCUAGCCAUGGGAAGGCUCUUUCAUUGCAAUCUUUUUUGUUUUCGAAUAGCAGGUCUGAAAGUCUUUUUAAAAUUAAAAUCAUGUCUGAAAUGACUCAAUACAACCCUAUAUCACCAAUAAAGCACCAGCACUAAUAUCCAAUUCCAAAAGUAAUUAGAAUGUGUAAAUUCCAUUGUUAUGGAAUACUGUAGUAAAGCAAUGAGAAUAACUUUGAUUAUAUAUUAGUAGCACAGAAAAGAUGCAUAAGAAUGACCUAUUCACUACUAUGUAAAGUGAUGCACUAAGUAAAGUUAUGUGGCAGGUAUGGCUCUACAUGACAGAUGUUACCAUAAAUAAGACAUGAAUCUGUGUGGAUGUUGAUGAAAUUUGCCAAUUUUCAAUUCAGUGCACCAGUCCUCAAGAUUUUCAAAGUUGUUUUGAAUAAGUCAGGCCACCGAUUUUCAUUGAUGCAAGACCAGUGUCUGUCUCAUAUCGAUUUUUUGUCACCUUUGUUCAUUAGAAAAUACUAUUCCUCUGUGAACCUGCACCUCUAGUGCUUUUAUGUCUUCCUGUGGCUUUUCAUAUCAUUUUUUGUGCUGAUUAUGCUCAAAUCUCCUUUUAUAUCUUGGCUGUUUCACAAAUUCAUUAUUUGGAUCUCAGCCAUUGCCACCUGGUUACAUUCUCAUCAGCAUAAAACUCAGGCUAAGUCUCAUGUCUUUUUCCUUCUUCCUCUUCUCCCAUUGUGGACCUCUUUAUUUCUGAUCCUCCUGCUCUACAAAGAGCUGCCUCCUAAAUCCAACAAAUGUAGUCUCUGGCAUGCCCCUGUUGCUUCUGAUCUUUUCUCUUCCUCUUUUCUCAUUAUUGCUGUAUGUAUCCAAUUCAAAACCCUACUUCUCCCCUACUGCUAUCUCAACUACUCUUCUCCAGCUUCUCUCUCCAUACACCCUCUCUUGCCAGCCCCUCCCUUCCCCCACUUGCUGAACCUCUUGCUCCUGGUGGUGGAAUGAAGAAAUCAGAACACCUUGGUCUCUGUCCAUCUUUCCACUCCUCCUGAAGGCUGAUCUGUUUAGAUCACACUUGUUACCUAUCAGCUCUAAACUACAUCCCUAGGUAACUUAUAAUACAUUCCACAAUGCAAUUUGCACUUUAAACAUGGAACACAUGUAAAGUUUACAUAAUUGUUUUGUAUCCAUGCUAGCUGUAUGUGGAUGAUGUUUUCUUACAGUUCCAUUUUUUGAAUACCAGUGCCAUUACUUUCAUAGUCCUUAUUUUUGUGUUUUAUACAUUGUUUAUUUGUGCUUACACUGCUAACGUCUCCCAGGGUGUCUAUUAAGAUAAGUGAUAAACACUAGCAAAAUAAUUCUGGUCUACAUUGGACCAUUGUAAUGUAGUGGUUUAAAUGUGCAUUGUAUUAUAUAUAGGUUUAUUCCAUGCUGAAAAGAGAAGAAAGAAAACACGUUUCGGCCGUGUAGCCUUC